GGGUAUUUUCAGUGGUUUGAACUCAAAGAGGGUGGGUGGUGGGGGGUUGGCCAGCCUAGAUUUAUAAGGACUGGUCUAGGAUGCAACAUUCAGUUUGAGAAGUAACAUAUGAAGGGGUCAUUGAAGCAUUCGCUCAGCCGAUUCAUUCAGAAGAUGGGCUCAUUUGGGAACUAAUCACUGUGUGUUGCGAAGAGGUGCAACGGCUCUGCUGGGAAUUUGUUUGAAACUAGCCUAUUUUCGUCGACUAUAGAGCAAAAUCGGACAAUACUGUGUCUAAAAUCAGAACUACCACACAACAAUCACAAUUCACACUUGAAGGGAGAGGACAAUGAGAACAUGAGGAAUCCAAAACCCUGCAGAGUGAAACAGCAUGAUCCUGAAGAACAAAGAGACCUGAUGGAUGCGAACAAGAAAGGAAAAAAAGUAGCCAAAAAGUCUGUCGCCAGCUCUCUUCACACAAGAAUUCAUACUAGAGACAAGCAGAAACAUAAAAAAGCCAUUAGGCUGCAGGCGGGGAUCCACGCUGAAGAUAAACUGCACACAUGUGAUCAGUGCGACAAGAGUUUCACGUGCAAAGAAGACCUUAAGAAACACAUGAAAACCCACACUGGAGAGAAGCCGCACACAUGUGAUCAGUGCGGGAAGAGUUUCACGUGCAAAGAAGACCUUAAGAAACACAUGAAAACCCACACUGGAGAGAAGCCGCACACAUGUGAUCAGUGUGAGAAGAGUUUCACGUGCAAAGAAGACCUUAAGAAACACAUGAAAACCCACACUGGAGAGAAGCCGCACACAUGUGAUCAGUGCGGGAAGAGUUUCACGUGCAAAGAAGACCUUAAGAAACACAUGAAAAUCCACACCGGAGAGAAGCCGUACACAUGUGAUAAGUGUGGGAAGAGUUUCCCACGAAAAGACAGCGCUCUGAGACACAUGAAAAUCCACACUGGAGAGACGUCGUACACAUGUGAUCAAUGUGGGAAGAGUUUUAACGUCAAAAGAAGCCUUUUAUCACACAUGAAAAUCCACAAAGGAGUGAAGCUGCAUGCAUGUGAUCAGUGUGGGGAGAGAUUCAGAUGCAAAUUACAACUUAGGCAACACAUGACAAUCCACACUGAAUACAGGCCGCACACAUGUGAUAAAUGCGGGAAGGGUUUCACGCGCAAAGAACACCUUCAAAGACACAUGAUCAUCCACACUGGAGAGAAGCCGUAUACUUGUGAGCAGUGCGGGAAGAGUUUCGCACUAAAGCAGUCCGUUAAAAGCCACAUGUUGGUUCACACUGAAGAAAAGCCGCACACAUGUGAUCAGUGUGGGAAGGGUUUUUCAAGCAAAAUAGGCCUUACGGUACACAUGACUAUCCACACUGGAGAGAAGCCACACGCAUGUGAUCAGUGCGGGAAGAGUUUUGCACUCAAACGAUCCCUAAAGGAACACAUGAAAAUUCACACCGGAGAGAAGCCGCACACAUGUGAUCAAUGCGGGACGAGUUUCACACAAAGAUCACACCUUACGGUACACAUGAAAAUCCACACUGGAGAAAAGCCACACACGUGUGAUGAAUGUGGUAUGAGUUUCACACACAGUUCCACUCUAAAAAUACAUCUACAUACCCACUCUGAAAACAAACCGUUUUACUGUGAUCAGUGUGGCAAAGGUUUUAUUCUGAAAUCAGCCCUGAAGAGCCACCAGAAAGUUCAUGCUAAAGUCAGAAAUUAUUCGUGUCUUUUGUGUGAAAAGAGUUUUAGUCUGCUGAGUGUUUUUAAACUGCACCAGAAAAGACACAGCUCUGUAAAGUCUUUUAUGUGCUUUGAGUGUGGGAAGUGCUUUUUUACAAAUUCUGAACUGAAACAGCACCAGCUAGUUCACACUGGGGAGAAACCUUACAAGUGUUCGCACUGUGACAAGAGAUUCUCUCUGUUAGGAAACAUGAAAACACAUGAGAGGAUCCAUACUGGAGAGAAGCCGUAAACACUGCCCAACAAGUGAGAAGAGUUUUAAUAAAUUAGCUUCUCUACGCAGUCAUACAACAAAAAACACAAAUCUAUGCAAUAGAUUUAAGCUCUCCUCUGUAUAAAUCUGUCCUAACCAGCCACAGUUUGUGUAAGGAUAAGGAUCAACAUCAUUCACAGUGUCACAGUGAACCAUGUUCAUCUUCAUGCUCACCAGUUUCAAGUGUGAGCUUCAUAUAACCUCAAAGAUGGAUUUCCUACCAAAAUAAGUUUUAUUUCUUAAGUUUCACAUAUAAUUUUCUCAUGCGUGACUCUUAGUUCAUUUAUUCUCUUUUAUGAAAGAAAAAAGUAGUUUACAAAAUGUUAUAGUGCUAGCAUAUGUAUUUUUUUACUUGUUUGUCAUACUUGGAACAUGUAGCUAUUCUGCCACUUAUGAUAUAUUUACAAUUUUCCAAUGCAAGGUCUACUAUCAAGUAACUUUGCAACUUGUGACCGCUUCUCUUCUUGUCUUGAGAUGUUUUGGUAAUCUUUUAAGUCUAUAAAAUUUGUUCGUUUUUACUUUUACUUGUUUUCUCUUUUUUUUUGGUAUUUGUUUUAAUUACUCAUUGAUUAAACUCUUUAUCUAACUUUUUGUCCAUUUGUAUCGUUUGUUAAUUCUAUUUGCAUCAAAAAUAAACAACUUAAUUUUAGUGAGGUGCACUUUGGAUUGGGUUUCAUCCAAUGCACAUGCCCACC
Messenger RNA from Sinocyclocheilus grahami, 2684 nucleotides. It is a transcript of the gene drll.3, whose product is annotated as draculin-like, tandem duplicate 3. The transcript has 3 exons. The coding region runs from base 337 to 1968 and encodes 543 amino acids. NCBI's taxonomy places the organism in Eukaryota, Metazoa, Chordata, Actinopteri, Cypriniformes, Cyprinidae. The record is from RefSeq and is a predicted model, not a curated record.